AUGCCCCUCAUAUCCUCCCCAGAAUGGGGAGACAUGCCCUUCGAGGCGACUCCGGAGGAAAUGAAGCAGCCGUUGUCAGAAUUGAUGGCGGAAGGGGAAGAAAGUGCUCUGCAGCGUGCAGCAGGGAUGGCUGCAUGGCCAGGGGUAUUGGGGACCGCCUCCCCUACCGGGGGAGAGCAGGCCCAGCUUAAGAAGGGGAAAGAAAGGUGGGGGAGAAAGAAAGGGAGCCCAACUCCCCUGGGGGCUUCCCCCGACCUUCCGACGCUCACCGGCCUGGCCCUCCAUUUGAAGGGGCUAAGCGAGCAGCAGGUGGCGGAUCAGUUUGCCCAACACAGGGAGGCCCAUCGGCUGGCGGCUCCGCCACGUGUCAAAAUCCUUUCCGGACAGCAGUUGUCCUACCAAUUCCUUGCAAGCAAUAUCCCCGGGCUCAACCAGAUUGUAAAUGAGGGACCUCGCACUCUCCGGAUUUCAAAGGGGAACCCCAUGGCACGAAUCACGGGGUUGACGCAGGGGGGUUGA
This is a messenger RNA of Klebsormidium nitens, 519 nucleotides long. The record is from the annotation of a GenBank genome assembly. Lineage: Eukaryota; Viridiplantae; Streptophyta; Klebsormidiophyceae; Klebsormidiales; Klebsormidiaceae.